AUGUCCGACGAAGCCUCGUCGGUGCGCUCCUCGCAGGGGUCCUCGCGACGUGCGCCCAAGAACCCCCAGCAGCAGCUCUCGCAGAUCGAAAAGUCCGUCACCCACCUGCUCGUCGCCACCAAGCAGCUGCUCGAGACACUGACCCUGUGGUCGCGCGGGACCGCCACCGAGAGCGAGGUCUCCGAUGUCUACGUCCGCCUCGGCUACGAAUUCAACAUCGCCUCGCGCGCCUUCAACGCCAUCGGCGUCGACACAAACGACCUGGGCAACGUGCCCGAGCUGCUGCGCGGCAUCCUCGAGGAGACGCUGAGCCAGGAAGCUUCGCAGGCGAGCCUCGACAACUUCCUCCCGCGCAUACGCGACAUCAUCAUCAACCUGCUGCACGGCCUGAAGAAGAAGCAGCAGCGCUUGCGCCAGCGCACCGGCCGAGAUGGCUCCAUCAACGGCACCAGUCCUCGCCAGGCCAGCACAGGGAGCACCGCCGAGGCAGACGAGCCCCAGCAGCACCAGCAGCAGACACGCGCCUCGAGCACACGCCUGCCAGCCCGCAACGACGACAACGCCAACAACCCCGAUCUCCCCCCACGCUCCUCGUCGGUCGCGGGACGCCUCUCGCCAACCAAGCACGACGCCCUCCCCCCGAAUUCCCGCACGAACCGCAACACAAACACCAGCCAAAUCUCCACCGACUCCUCCAUGUCGAGCAACACGGCCCAGCACAUGCCCGUCAUCGCGCCCUAUCCAGCCGACGACGCCAUGCCCCACACCCCCGACCCUCCACGAUCAAACUACGCCACCGACUUCCCCCCAACCCCACCCCCGCCCAAGGAGGAGGAUGCCCUGGCUGCCCUGCAGAGGGGCGGAGAGCUGGAGAGGAGGGCCUCACGCCGAUUCUCAGCCUAUCAGAUCCAGAAGCACCUCGGCACCAACGGCAUACCGCUUCCACCCGUGCAGAACUCGCCCAUACCCAACCGAGGGAGAGACGUGCGGGAGUCGAUGAAUGCCGUGAGGACAAGGGGUUCUGUCAUGCACAGCCGCCACCGGUCGAACCAGCAGCGGCCCGCGGUCGACACCAACCUGGACAGAGCGAACAAUGCCUCGAGACGCACAUCAGAACAAGGCUCACAGAGCGCGGCCCCCGUGUUCCCCCCGCCUCAAGAGCCUGGCCCAGCGCUCAGCCCCAUGCAGCAAACGCCCGAGGAAAUGCUGGCCCAGCCUCACUUCCCGGAGCCUGAGCAAGCCUCCGUCGGAGCCACGAGCGGUCCUCUGGGCGACCCCAUCGACAUGGCCGGCGAGUCCGACGAGCACUUCACACCGGCUGCCAGCCUUCCAGCAAGGAGCAACUCGCGCAGGGCUGCCAAGUCGCCCUCUCCGCAGCCGCAGCAGUUCGUGCCGGAGCAGUCGCCACAGCCCGGCAAAGAGCUCACCUUGUUUCUGCAGUACAAGAGUAAGAUUAAGAAAUACGUCUUCUCGGACGGAUCAGAGCUCUCGCCCGGGCGACUGCAGCUCGCCUUUAUUGAAAAGUUCGCCUGGGAUACGCACCGAAACGGCGAACUUCCCGAUAUCCACAUUCAGGAUCCAGUCUCUGGUGUUCGCUACGAGCUAGAGGAUCUGAACGACAUCAAGGAACGCUCGGUCCUUGUCUUGAACGUCGAGCAGCUGGACGAGGUCAAAAACCACAUCGACGAUAAAUUCGGUGGUCUGAGCAAACUAGUGGAAAGCAUCAAGACGGUCGUCGUCGACCAGCAAUCCGCCAUCGACCGUGUCGCCGAGCGACAACAACAGACGGCGCGCGAGCUCGCUGGUAUCGCAGCAGCACCGCCCUCUUCGGCACGCAACUCGGCACUGCUAUCGUCGAGACCGCUACAGACUGGCACACCGCCCGAGGGAUCGCUAACCUCGGCUGCCCAGCUCAAUGAAGUCCAGUCCCUGCGCCGCGACCUGGCCGUUGUCAGACAAACCUACUCCUCGUUCGUCUCAGACAUCCAAGCUAGCAUGUCAGCCGUGCGGACAAAGGCGAAUGCCGUCAAGUCAACUGCCGUCAAGGCUGCACUGCCUACGCUCGACGGAGACACCGGCCGCGCAUACAUCAACGGCGGCAAGAAGAACUUGCAAGAUGACUCCGAGAAGAUCGUCAACCGCGUUGACGAUCUCCAGGAUCUCGUCGAAGAUCUCCGCAAGGACGUCGUCCUGCGAGGUGUGCGACCCCUACCGCGCCAGCUCGAAGUCACCGCAAAGGAUCUGUCCAAGGCCACGGCUGAGCUCAAGAAGCUGCAAGACUUCCUGGCCAAGGAGAAGCCUCUGUGGACCAAGAUCUGGGAGCAAGAACUGCAGACGGUGUGCGAGGAAAGGGAUCUGCUUACCAUGCAGGAAGAGCUUGCCGCUGAUCUGCAGGACGAUCUCGAGAAGGCUACCCAGACGUUUGAACUCGUCGAGCAGGCAACCAAGCAGCAGAACCUGCAGAACGAGAAGGAACAGGGCAAAGGCAUUCGCACUGCCAGCGGACAAAAGGCUCUCAACGCUGUAGCUCUCGACAAGGCCGUGGACCCCCGACAGGCCCGAGAUGGGGUGCUGGGCGAAGUCAAGGCGCUGCAACCGAACCACGAGAGCAGACUGGAAGCCAUUGAGCGUGCGGAAAAGGCUCGGCAACGCGACCUCGAAACAAGGCGCGACGACGAAUUCAAGCGAGAGCUCGGCGAUUUCGUUCAGGAGGGCAAGCUGAAGAAGAGCGGCGGAGUCGAAGAGGUCGAGCGCAUUCGCUUGAUGCGAGAAGAGCGUGCUCGGAAGGAGCACAUGGAGCGCGAAGCCGAACGCAUUAGAAAGAAGUCCGAGAAGAUGGAGCGCGAGAGACAGGCCAGGAUGGAGGCUGCCGCCGCAGAGGCUGCAGCGCACGACAACGGGACCGAGGAGACCGCCGAAGAAGCCGCACCGGCAGAGGACGCACCAGCACAGGAAGAGGCCAAGGAGGAACGGGCACCGUCGCCUGAAGGUGCAAAUCCUUCCUGA
Ascochyta rabiei is the source of this 3006-nucleotide messenger RNA. Its product is annotated as Bud site selection protein 6. The record is from RefSeq and is a predicted model, not a curated record. Gene Ontology annotation, biological process: establishment of cell polarity. The transcript is spliced from 3 exons. Lineage: Eukaryota; Fungi; Ascomycota; Dothideomycetes; Pleosporales; Didymellaceae. Gene Ontology annotation, molecular function: cytoskeletal regulatory protein binding. Gene Ontology annotation, cellular component: cell tip; cytoplasm. Bases 1 to 3006 code for a protein of 1001 amino acids.